Messenger RNA from Blastomyces dermatitidis ER-3, 5878 nucleotides. RefSeq names its product mitochondrial mRNA processing protein PET127. Gene Ontology annotation, biological process: mitochondrial RNA 5'-end processing. Gene Ontology annotation, cellular component: mitochondrial envelope; mitochondrion. The transcript is spliced from 5 exons. The record is from RefSeq and is a predicted model, not a curated record. Lineage: Eukaryota; Fungi; Ascomycota; Eurotiomycetes; Onygenales; Ajellomycetaceae. Bases 348 to 2612 code for a protein of 754 amino acids.
GAUUCUCACGUGACUGAUACAUCUCCGUCUUUUCGCUUUAUCUCGAGAAUUUUUUUUUCCUUUUCCAGCUCCAAGCUUCAUCCAUUCAUUAUCGCCUUUUCGAGUCUGCUGGUAACGGACCUCUUGUAAGGUUCAAUUGCCGUUUCUCGAGUCUCUAAGGGGUCGCUCCUCUAUUCUUCUUUUUUUCCCUCCCUGUUCUCUUUAUUUUUUCUUUUUUUCUUUUCUUUUUUUUCUCUUUUCAGUUUGUUCCUUUCGCGGUUAAAUUGCUUCUCGCCUCCUCUCUCUAUUGACGAUUUUUGAUACAACACUCCUAUCCCUUUAUUUCUCGCUAUCAGACAACCGCUGGAAUGCUUAGGAGAUCGCUCAAGUCCGUCACACGCCCCACGUGUGGCUUUGUCUGUUUGCCUUGUCUGGUUGAAGUUGGAUUCCGUACCCAUGCCGUCCGCUCGUUUCGUCGCUCUCUAACAACCGUCCCUGUGGUCUCUGAAUCGACAAACCCUUCUGUGAUAGCCAAUAUAAAAUACCCCCCUAUUGGGGCAAUCUCGACAACUCCGGGAAGCGGCAAAAGGCAGAAGAAAAAGGCUACUAAACAGAAAAAAAUCGGAAGAGCGGACAAUGUCAGGGAACCAGCAAAUCCAAAGUCCGCAGGGGGAGAGAGCGUGGUCCGCAAAACACGCAACAACAUACCGCUCAAGAAACACAUUGUACAUACACCUGCUCCACAUCUAAGGACAAAACCGUCGCCAAGUCGACCUAAACACGAUCAGUUUUCUCCUCGGCAUCGUGCCCGUCAGGAUAGUGCGAUUUUUAAUACCGUUAAAGACAUCCAACAAUCGAGACGUCCCAGGCAGCCAGUUGGGGAUCCCGCUCCACCCAAGCCGCUACGGAAGAAACAAGAGAAACCUAAAGCAACAAGUGUGGCGCACACCGGCAUUUUGCAGUCGACAAGUGUAUCAUUAACCCCUCUUAGCAUGGAAGGCGCAGAGGUACCGAGACUUUCGUAUGGUUUAGAGAGGGCUUUAUUCAACCCCGGCGUUUACCAUCUUCAGGAUCCGAGGACGCGAGUGUACAACUUUGAUCCCUAUCUGGGAUCGAUUAUGCCGGUCAAGGAAUUCGACUUUUCUGCGCUCAACGAAUAUAUAACAUCUUCGCGGGAUGAUGGGUUGCGCGAGCUGGCCGUUCGUCAUGGCAAGAAAUACAUUGGGUCCUCUUCAAGCAUGACAUCUGUUCUGUCACAUUUCCACUACUUGCUCUCCGCCUGGCGGCCCCUGAAUACUAGUUCUAUUUCGCAGGGCUUUACCGAAGUGGCAAAGAACUUCACAAAGAUCUUGCGAGCACCGUCCGCUGUCUUUCUGCGUUAUAAGGAUGGGGUCUACGCCAUCGAUGCGGAUAAGGAAUAUGACAAUGCGAACAUUCUUAUGAACCUGGGCAAGUCGAUGGAGAAACUACUAACUAUGCCCACUGAAGAAUUCGAGCGGUACCGGAGAUCGAGUACCGAUAAAGUUACACCUGAUGCCGUCGCGCCCGAAACUUACCAUUAUACCACUUGCGGCAACUUCUUGAUGAGGGCACAGCUUGAUGCCUACGACCCCCGCCUUCCAGGCACCGGCAUGUUUGACUUGAAGACUCGGGCUGUUUUAUCGAUCCGGAUGAAUACAAGGCACUACGAUCGUGGACUCGGAUACCAAAUCAAAGGUCGAUUUGGGAAAUUCGAGUCUUUCGAGCGCGAGUACUUCGACAUGAUCCGCGCAGCGUUCCUGAAAUACUCCCUACAAGUUCGCGUCGGCCGUAUGGAUGGCAUAUUUGUUGCUUUCCACAACAUUGAACGCAUCUUCGGUUUCCAAUAUGUCAGCUUGCCCGAGAUGGAUCUGGCCCUUCACGGCCAAACAGAUACCGCCCUUGGAGACGCGGAGUUUCAACUUAGUGUGUCCCUCUGGGACACAGUUCUGGCUAAGGCUACCGAAAAAUUCCCUAACCAAUCGCUGCGCUUCCAUUUCGAAACGCGGGAGACACAAACACCUUGCAUGUAUGUCUUUGCGGAACCCGUCACAGAGGAACAAAUUGAAGAGAUUCAGAAUCGCAACAAGGCGGAAAUUGAAGCUGUUCAAAGAAAACUCUUAUUCCCCGACGAACUCGAACAGAAGGGUGAAGAUGCCCUCGACCAAGAAGGGACCUCCCUUCAGGCAUCGUCAGGAACAAUCACUGAGCCCGUUUCAUCUGAGCCAGAAAUUACAGUUUCUGACGGCGAAGCCGCAGCUGACAUCACCGCUGAGCCUUCCGAGGAUUUCGCUAACAAACCAUUAUUUGCCAUGAGCAUCACCAUCAACAACAAGGUAAAUGGCAGACCUGUCGAGCGGCCACAGCUUUUCACUGCCAGAGACAAGUGGGAUGUGGAGUACACAUUCACUACGUUCAACAACCCAGAACGCGCGUGGGCAAUUUACUCAGCUUGCCAGAGAAGGCGGGAACUCAGCCUUGACUUCGACGACGACGAAACCAUCGAGGAUAACGCUUUUCAGAUCCAGUUGCAGAAGAUUAGCCAAGAAGGCAGGGCGUGGCGCAGACGGCAAGAUAGAAUAGAGCAGGAGACCGGCACCAUUGUUCUACAAUAGAACAGAGUGGAUAUGACAGCCGCCUUCCAUCGUUCGCUCUUCGGGAGCUGAGGAAAUAUGUAUCAAAAGGUAUUUUAAAAGGGUUCUGGGUAAUAAUACUUCGUGUUCUGGCGUUUUCAUAUCCCAUAUUUUUAUUCUUCUGCUGCCUUACCUACCCCUUGAUGAUGAUGAUAUAUGGCAACAUGUUUAUAUUACCCCUUUUAUCCAUUUUAUUACUUUCUUCCAUUUUAGAACACAGCACUACACUACACUGUACUAUAUGCAAUGGGUGCCCUCUGCUUGCCUCAUGAUUUGCAACCCCAUCUGUUCUGAUAAGCAUAACAUACGGCUUUAAUAUCGCACUAUUAUUUCCUCCUCGGCUUUUUUUUUUAAAGCUCUAUGCGAUGUUUGGUUCUUUCGCAUGUGAGUUAAUUGGCUUUUUGGCGUUCGUGUUGCUUUUACAUAUAUAUUUUUAUUCAUUUUUUGCUCCUGUUUAUAGAAUAAUGCUGCUUUUGUCAUGUUUUCUCUCUGAAUUCCCGGCAUUGCCAAGUAUGAAAAUAGAUUUCUUUGCGUUUCUCCUCCCUUGUUGCUUUUGUGGAACGACUUUUCAAGACACGGAAAGAAAAAGCUUGAAGGAAGCUCCUGUUUUAGUUGCUCCAGGCGCAUCUAAGAUUAGACUGGGCACAAUGUCCUGUGAGACGGUUCAGAUAUUUAAACCAGAAUGCAUAAUUCCGGGUCUAGAAGGGCCAGAAUUCUGUGAACUUUGGAAGGGUCUCCAGGAUUACACGUACGCUGAAUGUUGUGCAUUAUUCAGAUAUUAUUCCUCCUAGCCCAUCUCCAAUUUUCUACCGUGUUUCCUGACUUGGGUACAGACAUACCGGCGGCUCCGAUUUUUAUCCCAUAGGGAGAGGCAAAACUAACAGAAAUGACAACUUCUGCAAUCGCCUGCUUCCACCCCUUGUGACAAUCCCGCUGUCAGUGCUCUCAACGGCAAGCAUCAUAGUCAGCAGCGCCCAAGCCUGCAUUCUAGAUCUUGCUUAACAAAUAUAUGCUUAGGUUAUUUCAAUCGUGUCGGCUGUGUUCCACCACAUAUCGAUAUAUAUUCUGUUACAAGACCACUAGGGCAGUUUAGUUCUGGCUAGAAUAAUUACGAUAGCUUCGAGAAAAAAGGUUGAUAGUCCUGAACCAUUUGCAUGACUUGAUGAGAUGCUAUUUCGAUGUCUAGAUACGAUUCCUGGGUGCGCCUUGCAACCAUAUACACAUAUGGAGCAGCUGCGCGAAGGCUGCAUAUCAGCAUGGCCAACGAACGGGUGGAUUUAAUUUAUGAUGAAUUCGGUACAACCAUUAACUAGCUCACAAGUGAGGAGAGGAAGGAGUUGGUUGUAGCAAAUGGAGUGCUUGGGAAAUCAGCUUCAGAGAGAUGGGUAUCAUUUUGAGAAUGGCUGUGUUUCCCAAAAGGGUUUGCCUCUUAUCGAGUGGAGGAGCAAAUAUAUUAUCAGUAUCUACUGAUACUCCAGAAAACACGGCUGCAUACACUUGUGAAGCGUCUCUCCAUGUUGUUCUUGUUCUUCUUCCAUAAGAAAAACAGCACAAAAAGGGGAAAUUCCAGCGCGCGAUCUACCGAAACGUGGACCUUUUUAAGCUCCAAUGGCAAAAUAAAGUUGAGCAACAACGGCUAUUUGUGAGAGAUAUCGAUGGCAUAAUUAUCAGAGAUCACAGGUGCUUUCGAAGGCGCGCUGUGCUGUUUUAUGUUUGAUGAGAUAAAUAAAAGUCCUUCCCCUGAGUUUGGAAGCGAUCAGAAUCCGUUGUUGUUCAUUGGUCAAUUCGGUGCCUUAAGUCGGAACACUAGCCUAGCCGCCAGUCAAACGUUAAAUACUCGCUUAUCAUUUCGUCAUAAAAAGCAAAGUUGCAGCUUCACCUGGAGGCUGAGAAUCCGAAAAAGCCAUCAGUCCACCAAACCUUCUCCUAACGCGCGAGAGAGGAGCCACAGGGGAGCCUGAUGGCGAACCGCGCAAAAUCAACAAGUUGCCUGAUUGGUUCGCAAGCAGUCCCGUUCUCGACCUCCCGCCAAUACGGGCUUGCCAUUGGAUGGAGCUUGCCCAAUAUCAAACUCGAUGGCGACAAGAGCUCUAGAUCGACAGGAUUAUAGUGCGCUCGUCGAUGAUGACGUGCCUGGCGGCGUAUGCAAAGCGCCUAAGGCCAGCAUGCAAACUGUAGCGGCCGCCACCUCAGGCGUGUUGCCACAGCGAUCGCCUCACAUGCACGUGAUCCACCAUAAUCCGUAGCUAGCUUUCUCCGAGAUUAAUGAGAUCAACCAUCCUCACAAAACUAGUUUUGCCCAAAUCGUUGAAUCUGCUUUUCGUUUUCGCAUUUUCCCUGUUUUGACUUUUGAAGUUUUGGUUUACCCCACAUUGGUCUUAUUUUUCAGCUCUGAACAUUUAGCCGAUUCAUGCGCCACCUUUUUUGAUAUCCGCGACCAUCGUAAUUUCUAACAGGUCUGCUUCGAAGGUGGUUUUGGCGAUGUAGAUAAAAAACACAACAUUCACGUAUAAGCAGUGCGAUCUGUCUCCGGAGAAUCUACCGACUGAAUAAUGAUAAGGUGUUUGUGUGUUUUGAGAAGAUUUUUUGCUCAAGUCACUUCGUCCAUGGUGCUCCAAGGUAGUUCGCGCGCAUCGCGUCCUUGAUAUUUAUUUGCCAUUCAAUGUAACGCUCAAGAUGCACUCAACUGAUGGUUCAGGCAAUAAAUUUCAAAUAGCUCAUGGGAUUAUUUAUACAUACACUGCACAGUCCUUUUGUCAUCAUCAUAUAGUCGACUUGGACAUGCACCUUUGAUGACAUGAGUUAUCUUUCUGUUUCCAAGUUCUGAUGCUGUAAACAAUCGUUCGUCUUACUGUAUCAGGCAAGAAUACGGAGACAUAUGCGGGAUAGCAGACGGAGCGCAAACGAGUUAAGUCGAAAAUGGAGAACGUAGGUAGCAUUGAGGAUUGUGCUGAUGUUGCAUGGAAGGCCAGCCAUCCUCGAAGCUCAGGGGUUAAGGGGCAGCCAUCACGUCACAAUGACUAUACAGCGGGACGUCCCAGAGACGCUUUUAAAGGGCCAAAGAGAGCUUGACUGUUUGGCCGGAGAGCUGUUGUGAACGAUGUGGAAUCAUAAUUGGGAGGGGAGUUGAGUGUGAGAGAAGUCCAUGUUGGAAACCAACGACAGACAAACAAAACUUGUCUCUUAACUCUCUCCCAAAGUACGGAGUAAUGACAAUCAUACCUGCAGGGCGUGUCAGCGGCGAGAGA